AUGACUUAUAUCGAACCUAUAAUCCUUGAAUCUGACAGGGAGGACGAUGAUAGCAGAGAAUAUUCACCACUUGCAGAAAGCAGCAGGAAAAGCUCGGCGACCAUGCACGAUAGCAUUUUGCCUAAUGAACAAGACUCUCAUAACACCCGAUCUAGACGCAGGAUGGCAGACCAUAAAUCCGUCGGUAACGUCCCGUCAACUCAUUCGCAACAGGAGAAAAAGAACCCCAAAACCAAGCGCAGCAGAUCUCCAAGUCCUUUCUCCAUGAUCCCAGAGGCUCCUCCAUCGAAGAGGCGGAUAUAUAACCCUCCCAUUAAACCAUGGAUCAAGAAUGAUGAUAUUUUCAUGGAGGUUCAGGACAAACUCUCGCUGUAUGGUCUAGGUCUUUACGGAGUACCGGUUGCAAGCGACAAAUGGCUUCCAUUCAAUGUACAGUCUAAGAUUCUAAAUCGCGCACAGAAUCUCUUGGAGGAAGCUUUGUUUGAGUUCUUACAUAAGACUUGGCCAGAGCUAUGCGCAGAAAAUGGAUGGGAGGAAAUGGGUGAAGCUGAGUUAAACGAACUAGCUCCUGUGAUGAUGGCUGGUAUCAAAGCCCACAACGAUGAGAUCGAGCAGCUCAUUGACUUCUACAAUCCCCAAGUUUCCGUCAGCCUUCCCUACCUCCUCGAGAAAAUAGGUCAAAUCCGCCACUGCGCCGUCCAUCGCACCAAGAAAAUUCCAGUAAUCAUAAUCGAACUCAUGGUCCGCGACGCAUCAUACAUUACGAUGUAUCUAAAAGACGACGAGCGAACCAAGGCCCUCGACAACCUAUGUCGUCCACUUGAACCUUUAUCUUUCAAUCUUCAAGCGAGAUUUGGCGAUGAGCUGGAGGGGAGGGUCGAGCGGGAAUUGAAGAGAACGAGCGCGGAGAUUGAGAAAAUAAAAGAAGCGCUGAGGAUAGAGGAGGAGAGAGAGAAAAAGGCUCAGAUGCAGAUGGAACAUAUCAAGGCGCAGGAUGAGAAGGUUUAUGAGGGUGAGUUGGAGGCUUUGAGAAAGUCUCUGUAG
Molecule: messenger RNA, 1044 nt
Organism: Sclerotinia borealis F-4128
Lineage: Eukaryota; Fungi; Ascomycota; Leotiomycetes; Helotiales; Sclerotiniaceae
Source: the annotation of a GenBank genome assembly